ACAACAGAAGCAAUUACAAGAGAGGUGAGUUGGCAUUCUAUGAUUGGCUUGGUUAGGAUGUGUUGUCUGCCAUUACCUGUUUUCCUUAUUUUGUUUCUAUUAUUGCAUAAUCCAAUUUCUGUUAUUGCAUGAUUUCAUUUAUGUUAUUUCCUUCUUUUGUGUAAUGCAAUUCCUUUGUAAUUUCUUUUCUAUAAAUAGGACCAAUAUGUACUAAGGCAACAACUCUUAUAUAAAUCAGAUUUUGACAUUUUCCUUGUUGAGGAGGCUCCUUGUCCUCAAAUUCUAGGCUUACUUCCCUCUGUUCUUUGAAUACACAUCAGACAAUUGGUGCUUUCAUUGAUCUCAACAAAGGGCUAGCUUUCUCAACAAAAGAGAGGGAUGCACAGUAUUUGCAUGGCCUGCUGCCUACCACAGUCAACACUCAACAGCUUCAGGUUUAUCUGUUAUCUAUGAGGAUAGUGUUAUACCCCACUUUCCCUUAUUUGUUUUUACUGUCCAUAGGAGAAGAAACUGAUGAACAACAUCAGCCUAUAUCAGGUUCCCUUGCAAAAGUACGUGGCCAUGGUGGACCUUCAGGAGAGGAAUGAAAGGCAUUGGCUGGAAAAUUGGACAAUCAUUUGAGGGUGUUUGUUGCUGAAAUGAAUUGGUCAUCAUUUUUAGGCUACUGCAAUGGAAUGAACAAAAAGCAGUCAAAGUAAGUGAAUUUUGAAUUGUGUGAACAAAAUGGAUGUUUUCUAUUUUGAUUUGAUUGCAGUUAGGCUUUUAAAUCGAUCAUUUUUCAUGUUUUUGGAAACAUGAUGAAAUUAUGAAUUGUGUGAGCAAGUGGUUAUCUUUCUAAUCUGACUAGCUAGUAAAUAGGACUGUGGAAGAUUUUGAUGAUUGAACAAGUUGGCUUCUAUACAAAGGAGGAUUAGGAGUAAAAGGAGAUAAUAGUUGGGAGUCUUGGUGGGACUUAGAACAGGUCAAAUUCUGAUUUUUUUUUCACUUAAUUUUUUGUAUGUUUUGGGAUCAAAAUGGAACAAUACUUAAAUAGAUUGUUUCUUGCUAUAUUAUUGUAAGGGAGUAAUCCUUUUUGAACCAUAUUCACAUUUAUAAUCAAUGUUAUUUAAUUUCUCAUUGACACUGGCUCUAUUAAUUUAAUUUCUAACGAGUGCUACUAUUUCUGUACAUGCAUAUCCAAACUUUGAGUGGUCAUAUUUUGGAGACAAUUUCGAGUGCAAGGUUCUUAUUGUUUCAAUAUGGUGUUGUGUAUAAGCUGCAUCUUACUGGAAACAAUACAUCACUUGCGACGACUAGGGGAUUGCCACCUGGACUGGUUCCUAUUUCAGAACCUUACUUUGAUGGUGAGUUGCCUGAGGUGGAGCUUAUUGUUGUAGACACAAGCAAGUUUGAUGAUGCAACGACUCCAGAACCUGAACAUACUAAUAAGGAAGACAAGUCUGAACUUUACAAGCCAAAAGUUUCUACCUGGGGUGUCAUUCGUAGACCUGGCAAUAUUUCAAAAACAUUUGGUGGUGGAAGAGUUAUAUGCCCAGGAGAGGUUCUAGAGAGCAAAGAAGAAAAAGUUGUUAAAGAAGCACGCACAAAGCAGCUACUUGCUGCCUACAACAACAAAACUGGAUUAAAUGUUGAUCCAAAGCUGAAAUCUGAGUGCGAGGAGCUAAGCAUAUUUAGUGAUAUUCAAAUAUUACAACCAUUCUUUCCUUCUUUUAUUCAUGCCUUUCCUUUUUAUGCACAUUGUUGGGUGUUUUUUGUAUCAUAGUUAUUGAUCGUUGUAUUCAUUAACAUUGAUGGCUAUGACCAAAAAAAAAAUGAUGGCUCAAGCUGCUCUACUUUCUUGGUUUACUCAAAUGAAGUAAAUGACUUGGUUUGAUACAAUAUGAUAGAUUGACAUUCAACUUAUAUGUUCUUCCUGAAAUGUUUAAGAUACAUGAAGUGGUCAUAAACUAAAUUUGGAGCCUAGAGCCUUUUAACGGUUUUCAUCUCAAGCAAUUGUAGUCACAAGAAAACUA
Messenger RNA from Glycine soja, 2012 nucleotides. RefSeq lists its product as uncharacterized. The transcript is spliced from 5 exons. NCBI's taxonomy places the organism in Eukaryota, Viridiplantae, Streptophyta, Magnoliopsida, Fabales, Fabaceae. The record is from RefSeq and is a predicted model, not a curated record. Bases 1169 to 1762 code for a protein of 197 amino acids.